Messenger RNA from Hirundo rustica (Barn swallow), 2505 nucleotides. RefSeq names its product zinc finger protein 572-like. Bases 133 to 1275 code for a protein of 380 amino acids. Gene Ontology annotation, molecular function: DNA-binding transcription factor activity, RNA polymerase II-specific; RNA polymerase II cis-regulatory region sequence-specific DNA binding. Lineage: Eukaryota; Metazoa; Chordata; Aves; Passeriformes; Hirundinidae. Gene Ontology annotation, biological process: regulation of transcription by RNA polymerase II. The record is from RefSeq and is a predicted model, not a curated record. The transcript is spliced from 5 exons.
GGGCAGGUGAGGAGGCUGAGACGGGCCGGAGGCCGAGGGCUCGUCGGUGUUUCCCGGGGAGACUGAGCUUAGGAAAAGGCGCUUCUUAUCACGCUGGUCUGCGGAUGAAGCUCACGACUCAGCCAGCCGCAGAUGGAGCCAGCAAUGGAGCCCGUAUUUUCCAGUCUCCAUCGCCCCAGGGGGAGUGAUGCUGCAGGAUAUCCAGGGGACAAGGAGGAGGAGAAGGGCUUCCCUGAAGUCCUUAGGCAAGAGGAACGGCCUCAGGGAGGUGAAGCCCAGAGCCCAGAGAGGGGGGCAGCCUGUGAUGGUCCCCCUCAUAAAAAAAGAGACUCCGGGAAGCUCGUGCUCGGCGCUGAUGGCCAGAAACUGCCCUGGGAAGAGAAACCCUUCAAGUGUCCAGAAUGUGGGAAGGGCUUCAAGGGGCACUCCAGACUCCUGACCCACCUGCAAAUCCACACAAGAGAAAAGGUGUUUGUGUGUGCAGAAUGUAGGAAGAGCUUCAACAGGAAGGCCAACCUGGUGGUUCACCAGAGAGUCCAUACAGGGGAGAGGCCAUACAAGUGCAAGGAAUGUGAGAAAACCUUCAGCUGUGCCUCGAGCCUCGUUGCUCACCACAAAACCCAUCUGAAAAAGAAAACCUUUUCCUGCACUACAUGCAGAAAGGACUUCAGUGGGAACAGAGCUCUGCUGCAGCAUCAGAGAGUCCAUACAGAUGAGAAGCCCUGUAGGAGUUCAGAGCAUGGAAAUAGCUUCAGUGUGAGCUCAAACUCCAUCAGACAUCAACAUCUGAGCGAGAGACCCAGUGAAUACACAGCAGAUGCAAACCAAUCUGAAUUUACAUCUCUGCAUCAGAAAGAAGAGCAAAGGUGUGGUGCAGAGGAAAGUGAGAGGGAUCACUGGAAUCUUGUUUCUGCAGAGUUGAAGAAAAUGAGGGAAAACAUGGAUAUGUUUCUCCUGAAUCAGCAAAGUCAGCUGCAGGUGCUUCAGGAAAUUCAGAAGCAACUGAAUACGCUGCUCCCAGGCAAUGCUCUCUUGAACUCCAAUGUUUAUAGCUUAGGACUCCUGCUAGGACAGCAGGCGGCUGCUGCAGCAUCUGUUUCUUGCCCCCUUCUUAAUCCCAGCAGGCUCCUCGCCUGUAAAGGUGCCAGUGCCUUAUCCCUUUCAUCUGCCUCUGGAGCUCUGCCUGCUCCUCAGCUCCCAGUCUCUCAAGAUCCUGUGACUUCUGCAGCUUGCUCAGCGUUGUGCUGUGAAUGUGUUCGGUGCAAACACGUGUGACUGCUCUGUUCUGUCACUCGGGGCAGGUGACCUCUGGGCCGGGGUGUCGUAGCUCUUGUACCUAUCAAGGUGCUGACUGUACACUCAGAUGCAUCAGCAAGCAGCAGUCGAUCAAAUCCCUCCCUGCCCUGUAGCCUGCAGGGAUUUUGGCUGGGAAUUACCUUUUUUUGAGGUAAUUUUGAGGUAACUCAAGAGAUCGUUAUCACUGGUGUGCAGUGAAGUGCAACGUUCAUAUACAAGAUAAUGCAUCAAACUUGAGUGUGUUUUUUACCUGAUAUGUCUUUCAGCAUGUACUUGGGCAAUUGUACAUCUCUUAAUGAGUUGAAACUAAUGAUAAAGUCCUCAGGGGUGAUUUAAGUAUCUCCUGUUAAGUCUGAUUUAUGUAGAGGGAAAAUGUAAAGGGGUUUGUGUAAAGUUGAACAGCACCCCUAUUCCCAGUGUCUUCUUGCAAAAGCUUCCUUCCUUUAGGGAGUCUUUAAAUUAGGUGUCCUUGACUUAGCUGAUUCUCAGGCCAGCAGCACUGCUGAAAAUAAAUAAUAAAAAAAAUACUUUCUGCUUUUUGUUUAAAAGAAACAACCCACCUCCCCCCAACAAAAUUAAAAAAAAAAAAAAAAAAACCCUGAAAACACAAAUGAAAAAUCCCUCAACAAAAUACUACCUCUCAAGUCUGCCUUACCUACCAAGAGUUCAUGAGGAAAAGCCAAAUGGGUUUAUAGAGCACUUGUUCUUUUGUUCACAGGUGAACUCAGUUGAGCCUGGAUUUAGAUACUUUUGUCUUAUCCUAUUUUGAUUAUUACAGGGUUUUGGCUGUUAAAUAUUAAUUAGGGGUAAGAGUGGGGUAAAUAACAAACACUGAGAAGCUCAGUUGUUACAUCUUGUGAAAACAGCAGAGAAAUUUUUUUUUUUUCUUGCAGUACUCAGACAUUGGGGCCUGUCAGGGUUGGAAAGUGCAGAGUUUUAAGACAUGUUGGUCUGGUCUACCUUGUUCCAUCAGUGACAGACUUGGGGCAGUCUCAGAACCUUUAAGCUUCAAAAGUGUGAAAAAAAAGCUGGUUUACCUUUGAACUGGGAUAAAGAAACUUUGGGGCUUGUACCUUUGCCAACAGUCUUUCUCUUGAACUGAUGCUGUGUUUGUGCACGGUUGGUUUUGUGGUUUGUAGUUGUGUUUUUUAUGUUGCCUUGUUAAAAGGAUGCACUCCUAGUAAUUAAUAAAAUAAGGUUUUGAUUUUA